GCAAGAAAUGUGGCAAUUUAGUGUCAUAUAAUAGAAGAGAUUGGGCUAUCCUAAGCCCUGCGCAGAGACACAUCGUUGCAGCAUCUUCCCGUUCCUCAAUUCUUCCAAUUUCUCUUUGCCAACAAGUUUUAUGCAAAGCAGUAGAUAAUGCAUCUACGAAUGUUCCAAGUAGCAGCCCAGUGAAAUGAGCCAGUAUGAGACUAUAAUUGAAACAUUAACAACUCUUUUUCCUGUGUGGGUUAUGUACAAACCAUCUGCGGUUACUUGGUUGCAAACAGACCUUUUCACUGUAGGAUUGGGCUUCGUCAUGCUUUCCAUGGGAUUGACAUUGACAUUUGAAGAUUUCAGACGUUGUCUACGGAACCCAUGGACUGUGGGAGUAGGAUUUCUUGCUCAGUAUUUAAUCAAGUCGGUGUUAGGCUUCUUUAUUGCAAUGACUCUGAAACUCUGUGCUCCUCUUGCAACUGGUCUUAUGUUAGUCUCAUGCUGCCCUGGAGGUCAGGCCUCAAAUGUCGCAACCUACAUAUCCAAGGGAAAUGUGGCACUCUCAGUUCUCAUGACAACCUGUUCUACCAUCAGUGCUAUUGUCAUGACACCACUCCUUACUAAGCUUCUUGCUGGUCAACUUGUUCCGGUUGAUGCAGCUUGUUGUCAAAUGGAUUUUUUCCCAAGUUCACUGCACAAAUAAUUACAGUCACUCUGCUGGUAGGGGUUAACCUUACCACCUUGCUAUGUGCGAGCCCUGUAAGUCCACAAAAUAUUUGAUCAAUUUGGUUUGAGUUGAAUUAUUUUUGAAGUAUUAACGGUAGCUCCACUGUCUCAGUUCAUGGGCUUGGUGACACUAGCUUUACAUUGAAGGAAACUGAUUAUCGCUUGUUUCCUACAAGAUUGGGCAAGUUUCUGAUGUAUUGAAGGCUCAAGGAACACAACUAAUAUUCCCUGUGGCUCUCCUACAUGCUGCUGCAUUUGCUCUUGGUUAUUGGAUUUCAAGGAUGUCAUUUGGUGAAUCUACAUCCCGUACUAUUUCUAUUGAAUGUGGGAUGCAGGUAUUGUCUUUUCUAAACGUUUCAUAACAACUAUUCUGAUCAUGACUGACAAAGUUCGUUCAA
Molecule: messenger RNA, 1109 nt
Organism: Macadamia integrifolia
Lineage: Eukaryota; Viridiplantae; Streptophyta; Magnoliopsida; Proteales; Proteaceae
Product: sodium/pyruvate cotransporter BASS2, chloroplastic-like
Exons: 8
Coding region: 185-688 (167 amino acids)
Cellular component (GO): membrane
Source: RefSeq, a predicted model, not a curated record